UAUGCUUGUCCCAAAAUCUUUUAAGGGGUGGGGUGGUGCGGGUGGUGGGGAAGAGGCAGCCACAAUAUAAAAGAAGCCACCUUGUGACUUCAAAAAUUUAUACAAAAACUUCCUAGAGAAGUAAAUACCAGAUUUGGCAACUGAUCCUUAGCGAUGGACCCAGAAGCAACCUCGGUUUAUUUGGAUUAUUUCUAUGCUACCAGCAAAAAUCCUGAUCUUGAGGACACCCACUCCCACGUUCCUUAUACGGCGGUCUUCCUUCCAGUCUUUUACACAGCUGUGUUCCUGACUGGAGUGUUGGGGAACCUCGUCCUCAUGAGUGCCUUGCACUUCAAACAGGGCAGCCGAAGACUCAUUGACAUCUUCAUCAUCAACCUGGCCGUGUCUGACUUCAUUUUUCUCAUCACGUUGCCUCUCUGGGUGGAUAAAGAAGCAUCUUUAGGACUGUGGAGGACAGGGGCUUUCCUGUGCAAAGGCAGCUCCUACAUGAUCUCAGUCAACAUGCACUGCAGUGUCUUCUUGCUCACCUGCAUGAGUGUGGACCGCUACCUGGCCAUCGUGUGUCCAGCCAUGUCCAGGAAAUUCAGGAGGAGAGACUGUGCAUAUGGAGUCUGUGCCAGUGUCUGGUUUACCUCCUGCCUUUUGGGUUUGCCUACUCUUCUGUCCAGGGAACUCACCCUGAUUGAUGAUAAGCCAUACUGUGCAGAGAAGAGGGCUACGUCAAUGAAACUGACUUGGGCCCUGGUGGCCUUAAUUUUUACUUUCUUUGUCCCUUUGGUGAGCAUUGUGACCUGCUACUGUUGCAUCACAAGGAGGCUGUGUGCGCAUUACCAACACUCGGGAAAACAUAACAGAAAGCUGAGGAAAUCCAUAAAGAUCAUCUUUAUUGUCGUGGCAGCCUUUGUCUUUUCCUGGCUGCCCUUCAAUACUUUCAAGCUCCUGGCCAUUGUCUCUGGGCUGCAGCAAGAAGUCUACUUUUCCUCAGCUUUUCUCCAGCUGGGCAUGGAGGUGAGUGGGCCUUUGGCAUUUGCCAACAGCUGCGUCAACCCUUUCAUUUACUAUAUCUUUGACAGCUACAUCCGCCGGGCCAUCGUGCGCUGCCUGUGCCCUUGCGUCAAAAACUAUGACUUUGGGAGCAGCACGGAGACAUCAGAUAGUCACCUCACUAAGGCUCUCUCCAACUUCAUUCAUGUAGAGGAUUUUGCCAGAAGGAGGAAGAGGUCUGUGUCACUCUGAAAGGGACUGUGACAUUUCGAGGUCUUGGUAGACUGGAGAGUUAAUUUGUGUCAGCAACAAAGAAAGAGGAAAAGUAUUGCUGAUACCAUUCAGAGUGCUUCAUAAAUACAAGGAAGAGCUCAAUUUUAGAGAGAUGACUGAAAAGUCCCUGUGUUCAUGGGUAUGAUUGGGUCGUAUGCUGGUUUGGGUUUUUUGUUUUUUGUUUUUUCGGGUUUUUUUUGGCUGAGUGACCUUCUUCAACUCUUGUCAAUCAAGUUCACCAGGCAGAAUAACAACUCUUACGGUCCUUGAACUCUGACAUAAAGGCUCCACUUGGGCCAGUUCCUUUCUUCAUGAUUGCUUAUGCAUAUUCAGUCCUUGUAGUCUCUCAAGAACCUUAAUCCACACCACCCUUCAUAUUGGGCUCCAAUUGGGCUACAUCUAAAAGAUUCUGCCCACAUUCAUCUGGUGAGAAAUGUGGUAACAAUGCAGUAGCAAAAAAUAUACCUGUGCCCUGUAAUUAAUUGUUACUAACAAAGUAAGAGUUUGGCCUUAAUCUUUAAAAGUUUGUAUAGUGAUUCUUUACUGUCUUCCAAUGUUAUCUUUCACUCUUUGCCAUUCACAAUAACUUUGGACUGGCAAAAAACUCAUGGGGAUAAAAUCAUUCUGUAUUGUGUUUGUGAUUCAGGACUUAAUUUAUCACCUGGUCUUCUAGAGUAUUUUAACAAGGGAGCAUUGGGCAAAGUUUGACCUUUAUUUUCCUUGUAUGUUAUAUUAGUAAAAAUAUAUCUCAUUAUAAUGUUAUAGUAACCAUUUUUCCUUAGGGUUUUACUAUGCUCUUUUGUUUUCCUUGACUUCAUAAAUUAGGAUAUGACUUUGCUUUAAUUACAUGUUUUUAAUUGCCCAGUUAUUUAGUUAUCAAAUGAGAAUGUUACUGCUAAUAUAAUUAGAGAUCAUCAAAUGCUUAGCUACAGCAUCCUGUGGAUUAUCAUUUUGUAUUUUAAUUAAAAUGUUAGUGCUACACAUUCCCUACAGCAUCAUCUGCUUGGUGUAUAUAAUUUCAAGACUUGAUUCAGUAAUAUAUAGGAAGACAGGAUGCUAUGUAUUCAGCUGAAGUUAAAAUUCCAUAACGAAGAUGUUACUGUCAUUUUACAUAUAUACAGUUUUCCAAACCCAGAGACUUUCCUGAAUUCUUUCACCUAAUAAAUAUUUAUUCAGUCUACUUGUACCUAUAUUCCUUUCAAAGACUUUGAAGUGAAAAACAUGUAAUUAGCAGCAACCACAAAAGGCUUUGCUGCAGAAAACAUACUAUUGUAAACAUCUUUUGAUUCAAGAGAAAGUGGGUUAUGUUUUGACCUCUGGUGUUGACUCAAAUGAAUUACUAUUUUACUUCUAAAUAUUAGGUUUGAACAUUAGAGAAACCUUAUAAUCUUUUCAGAGAUCAAAUAAUUCAAGUUCAUCCCAUGUAUCUUUCACAUUAAGAGAAAUCUCAUAUUGGGCAUAUUCUAAUAAUCUAUUUGGAAGUUGAAAAUACAGUUUUGGUUUUAUAAAUUGGUUAAUUUGUUAAUUUCUCUUAAACUUUUAUUAAAUAAAAAUAUAAUUUCCUUA
Messenger RNA from Ailuropoda melanoleuca (giant panda), 2823 nucleotides. It is a transcript of the gene GPR15, whose product is annotated as G protein-coupled receptor 15. NCBI's taxonomy places the organism in Eukaryota, Metazoa, Chordata, Mammalia, Carnivora, Ursidae. Gene Ontology annotation, molecular function: C-C chemokine binding; C-C chemokine receptor activity. The record is from RefSeq and is a predicted model, not a curated record. Gene Ontology annotation, biological process: positive regulation of cytosolic calcium ion concentration; calcium-mediated signaling; cell chemotaxis. The coding region runs from base 154 to 1236 and encodes 360 amino acids. The transcript has a single exon. Gene Ontology annotation, cellular component: membrane; external side of plasma membrane.